AGCAGCAGUGCACUUGAAGCUACACUAGGGGCGGAGUUUGACCUCUCAAGUCUCAAAACAUCACUAAUCCGCGUCGGACAUUCUGGCUCAUGCACAGGCCAUCACUGGCCCCGUUUGUACAGAAAGAAGGGACGAUUUUUUUUAAACCGAAAUAAUACUGUCCUGCCCGGGUCUGUGUGGCUGCAAACAGCGGCUCGAGCUGCCGCUUGUGUUCGUGUCGGAGGGCUUGGGAAUGCUGCAGUAUGACAGAUAGUGCGUUACAUGCUUUCUAGCCAGUUUUAUUUAGAGGAUUCGGGGGGAAGUGUUGGGAUUUGAGUGUUGACAGCUGGACCGCCCUGCGCUUUCAUUGGAGGCAAGUAUCCGCUUCCCUUUAAGAUAUUGUUCAGUUGCCAUUCAAUGUCCAGUAGCACAUGGCUGAGGCUGCUCUGUGGCUGAUCCUGACAAUGCCUUCGACUAACCGCUCCGGAGGGGUGUGGGGAUGAAAUGGAUGGAGCCCAUGGCCAGACCAGUGCACCAGCUCCCACCUCCCAGCAUGUCCAGCCGCAGCAAGUCUCCACCCAACUCUGGAGAAGCUGCAGGCUCUAACUCCAUGGCAUGGGUAAAGAUGUUCAAAAAACCAGGAGGAGGCCUGAAGAAAUCCUACCAGCCUGGGAGCAUGCUGUCUCUCGCGCUCACCAAAGGCCUGCUGAAUGAACCCGGGCAAAAUAGCUGCUUCCUAAACAGCGCUGUUCAGGUGCUUUGGCAGCUGGACAUCUUCAGAAGAAGUCUGAGGCAGCUCUCAGGUCACUUCUGUCUCGGUGAUGCCUGCAUCUUCUGUGCUUUGAAGAGCAUCUUCAGCCAGUUUCAGCAGAGCAGAGAGCGCGUGCUCCCCUCCGACAGCCUGCGUAACGCCCUCGCUGAAACCUUUAAGGAUGAGCAACGCUUCCAACUUGGCCUGAUGGAUGAUGCUGCUGAGUGCUUUGAGAACAUCCUAGAGCGAAUUCACUUACACAUCGUUUCAGACACUGCGACGGACGCAUGUUCAUCCAAAUCCUGCAUCACCCAUCAGAAGUUUGCAAUGAUGCUGUAUGAGCAGUUUGUGUGUCGCAGCUGUGGUGCAUCUUCAGACCCACACCCAUUCACAGAAUUCGUACAUUAUGUCUCAACCACAGCUUUAUGCCAACAGGUUGAUCGCAUGUUGGGGAAGAACGAACGGCUCAGGUCAGACAUGUUUGGAGAAUUGCUGCAGGCAGCAAACAACACAGGUGACCAACGAAGCUGUCCGAGCAACUGCGGUCAAAGUAUCAAGAUCCGCCGUGUGCUCAUGAACUGUCCAGAGAUUGUCACUAUUGGAUUUGUAUGGGAUGCUGAGCAGUCUGACCUCACGGACGAUGUCAUUCGGUCACUUGGCCCACGUUUGAACCUGUGUGGGCUUUUCAACCGUGUCACGGAUGAAAAUGCCAAACAGAGUGAGCUUCAUCUGGUGGGGAUGAUCUGUUUUUCGAGUAAACACUACUCAGCCUUUGCCUAUCACACCAAAUCUUCAAAAUGGAUGUUUUUCGAUGAUGCUACUGUAAAGGAGGUUAGGCUCUCUGUGCUAUUAAUCUGCUUUAUCCCUGUUACUGUGUGUUACAUGCUGUUAUAUCGCACUCUCCUUUUUUUUCUUUUUACCAAGAUUGGAUCCAAAUGGAAAGAUGUUGCCUCUAAAUGUGUCAGGGGACAUUACCAGCCGCUUCUUUUAUUUUACACCAAUCCUGAGGGAUCUCCAGUGUCUAAUGAAGAUGCACCGAGACAAACCACCAUGUGUCCUCGGUACAAAGCCCAAAUGAAUGGUGACGUGACAGUGAAACUUCCCCUUGGCAGUCCAAGCAAAUUCCAGGAACCUUUCAUGGAGAAUUUGCAGAGGCCAAGUGAAACAUCAAAAAAGGAUCGAGGGCAUCGGAAAACGGACCAAUCACAACACAAAGAAAUGGCACAUGCAAGAUCUUCAUCUCCUCCAGAGAAUGGACCGAGGACUCCUGUAGACCAAAAAUUAAAAACCUAUCCACGCACUGAGAAGUCAUCAAACCAUUCAAGCAGAGGAUCUCAGGAGCCACGUGGGCAGUCCUUCAGUACGCCUGGUGGUGGGCACAGCCGGAAGAACAACACCUCACCAAGUCGCCCUGAUCAGGAUAGCUGCCAGGAGCAAUGGGAAAAAAGUGGAGGUGAAGGAAGCCGCAAUAAAUCGAAGUCCACUUGGAGACCCAUUCGGGAGGUGUUGAAUGUAGACACUGUUCUGAACGAACUGGAGCAGCGUCGUCAACAGCAACACGACAGCCCCCGGCACAGUAAGCCUUCAUCACAGGAAAGACUGCACACUGAACAAAGCCGAGACCGCGAGCGGGAAUACGUACGAACCAGAGAAGAUAGGAAGCAGAAGUGUUUAAUGACAAUUUAUGAGGACGAGCAGCGGCAUGAGACUGAGAGCCACAGCUCUGUAGAGUCAGAGAGCAGGGCCAACCAGCAGAGGGGCAGCAGACUUAAGGGGGGGCCAAAGACAUUGCUGCGAAGUGAUACCUGGACCAUCCAAAGGACAGAGUCCGGCUAUGAGAGCAGCGAUAGACUCAGCAGUGGCUCCACCAAUCCUGACUCCCCUGGCGUCGAUGGCUUUGUUGUUAAAGACCAGAGAUCAACACCAGAGGCACAGCUGCAAAGUCAGCUGCACCAAAAGGGAGGCGAUGCCAAAUCAAGUAUAAUUUCCUCUCCUUCAAACAAUGGUAAACAUCAACCCAAACCUCAGGGAAAGAACAAUGACCAAGUUUCACAUUCACAUCUAAAGUGCAGUCCAAGUGCGAGACGGAAAUCAAAGUACACUUGUAAUACCUCCAGAAAAGCAGUAUCCUCAGAGAGGGAGUCCACUGGUUCAGACAACAGGCCGAGUGAGCAGACCAACUGCAGAGGGCACACAGGAGAAAGUACAGCUCUGAGGCACAUUACAAAAACCAGCAGCUCUGAAUGGAACAGCUCCGAUGAUCUCGCUCUCUCUGAGCCCGAGGACAGAGAAAACACUGGCACCUCUGAAUCCCAGUGUCCUCAUAUAACCCUGCCAUACCACCCUCCCAGCAAUGUGACUGCAGAACUGCUCCAACUGAACAAUCAGCGUCAGCUCGGAACGACAGGGUCGCCUCACCUUCGACCGCCCCAGCGGAUCUCUCCUCACCAGGGGGAAACGAGCCACGCGGUCUUUCGUCCGAGGAUGCUUCAAGAACCCUUUCCAUUGAGUCCUCGAUUUUCGUCCACGUCCUAUGUUAGUCCUCAGAGGAGGCCUGACAUUUCAGGCCUCAGAACCUUCUCAGAUGCAAGUUCCAAGUCGGGCUCUGACCCAGAAAGGAGUACCCCAUCAUCAUGUGAAAGUGAGGAAAGACUGACUGGAUGCAGAGUGGAACAAGCAGCGCCAGCUCAAGAGGUUUCUCUAACAACAUACUUCACUGUCGAUAACUGCAUGACGGAAAUGUACCGCCUCAAGUACCACAACCAGAGGCCUCUUGUCCUCUCAGCCACGGUGCCGCGGACAGUGGUUGUGACUGAGCGCAGAGAUACCAGCCACACACUCCCCACUGACACAUACUCACAAGAUGUGCCAAAAGCCAGACCUGAUACAAGCCAUAAUAGCAAUAAACCUACUGCAAAAUGGAACCCAGUGACAGCCAAAGGACUGGAUGACCGUGGUUUUUUAUGAGUGUUACUUGGAAAGGUUUGUUUACAUGGAAGGACAGUGGUCAGUAGAGUACAAACUGGAUGCCAAAGAGUUAAAGAAUGGAAACACGUGUUGAAGAAUCUCCAAAUCGAGUGGAAUUUGUUUAUGCAAGCUUGUCACAUAAGUAAAAGCUAUUUCUGAAUGCUGUGCGUAUAUUUUGACGGAUUGUCAACCAUCACGCAUACUGUACUGUCUUCCAUUGUCCCGCAGUAUUGCUGCGAUAAGAUUUAGUUUUAACCAGAAUCUGGACUGAUUUUAGUUUGCACAAAGGGUUCUUGAAUCUUUAUUAUUCUUUUUAAUCACCUUAUGUCCAGUUUAAAUGUGUAUUUUUGUUACUUGUGCAGUAGUCCUACAGAAGUGCAGCAGAAUUGAAGAUAUACCAAUAUAUUUCAAGUAAGGCAUGAGAGACUAGCUGUACCGUAAUUAGACAAAGAUAAAAGAAGGAAGUGUGAAGGAAAAUCACUGCUCGUGAAAAUAUAUAUUUCAGAUACUAUAACAGAAUAUGAUGUCAUUCUACAGAACAAAUUAAAAGCAGCAGGUUAUGGCUUACUUAUUUGCACUAGUCAAAGGAGUAAUAUCUGGGCAACUUCAAACUUUAUGCACUUUGAGGGCUUUAGGACACCAGGGAACAGACAUUGCAACACUCCAGUUACUGUUUUCUUUAGACUGUUAUCAUUUAUCAGUUAUUUUACAUCAUGUCUGUGUUAAUGAAUGACUGGGGGCUGCCCUGUACUUGUCAACUUGUUUGGCUGUAAAAAAAAAAUCUGUCAACAAAGAUUAUUCUGCCAUUAUUCAUUGAUAUGGAAAGAUCUUUCUCAAAGUGUGAUUGAGCAUGACUGUGUUCAGUUUCUGGCAGUCUAAAAAUCCUUCAAUUUGGUGACUAUGAUGUUCUGUAGUUGGGGUAGCCCUCAUGUUAUUCAGUAGGUCAUUAUAUACUGUACCACCAUGUCACCAUUUGUAUUCUACCUUUGAUUGUGUUGGGUCUUGUGAUCUUUUUUUGUAAUUCACAGUGAUGUCAAAUCGUAUUUUAUCAGUCUUCCUUUUGAAGUAGACUGGCUUUAACAGGUCUGUAUUUGCAGGUAUUUUCAUAAUGAUGCCAAUAUAAUUAAUAUGCCUAUUUGAUAUUGACCAUACAACACAACAAUUAUUUUAGUUUGUAAGACUAAUGUUCUCAAACCUGCAUGUGGCCUUUACAAAAUCUUACUAGCUGUGUGUACAGCAUACGCAUGAGCAUGAUAGUACUGGACUUUGAGUCCAACAAACAUAACUUAUAUUAGAUUUUACUUAAUUGUAACAAAACCAAUUUAUUAAAUAGAAAAUUUACAGUUAAUUUGGAAGCUUUUUUAACAUUGGUAGGAAUGUUGUCGUAUGUUGUUGUAUUCUGUACAGCCGACAUUCCCGAAAACACAUGGAAAUCAGUGUUGUUCUAUUUUAGAAUAUUGAUAUAAAUUUUCUUUUGUGGGAUUUAAAUCUUUUCCUAAACAUACAGCCAUUAAUGCAUCUUUUUUCACUUAGUAUUUCUGUAUACCCACAAUAACCUUCAUCCAGGUAUUUCUCAACUAGUUCAACCGCACACAGUCACCUAAUCUGCUGUGUUUGAGUGUGUUGUGUUUGUGUCGUCUGACACUAAAGGAUGGUGUUUAGAGAUUUAUGUGUGCGUGUGUGUGUGUGUGUGUGUGUGUGUGUGUGUAUGUGCGUGCGCGUGUGUUUGUGUGCGCAACCACAUCUAAACUUGUAUGUUGAGCAUCCACUUGCGUUUGUCAUUGUUUAUUUAUUGACACUGUUUAAAUUCACUUUACUCAAGCAGUCUAAUCUUUCAAAUAACAUCAUAUAAGGAUGCGUUUACACAAGAUUGUGCUGUUGUAAUUAAAAUCAUUCAUUUUACUGUUAUUUUAAGAUAUGUAAUAUAUUCAAAGGACAAAGAAAUCUCUAAACUACUGGAUUAGAUGACGUUCAGUUGGAGUGUAUUAACAGAUUGAACUACAUGUUGUCUCACUGUUUUUUGUGCUUUCUUAUGUGACUAAUGCUUAUAUCAUUUAUUUCCAAUAAUUAUCAUGUUAUUUACCUUUUGUCUUCAUCUGUAAAAUAUGAAUUGUUUUCACACAAGUUGUCAUUUAUAUUCUGAACGUUGUGUCUUCGGUUGUAUCAAGAGUGCCUUGACAUUUUUUUAGUGAGACAUGUUAUUUGUGAGUGAAACCACAUUUGGGGAAUGAAGGAGAUGAAUGAAAGGGAUGGAGGAAGUCAUGCAAAACUUUUUACAUAUGCAAUGCUAAUCGUGACAUAUCUGAUAACACUCCUCUGACUCGCACCAUUGUACUAUGGGUGUGUUGGAGUUACGGGGGAUGGGUUUGUGCCAGGUACGAUAUUAAUAAAAGCCCUUUGACACUUGGAAGUUAACAACAGCAGCAGAGUCUCUCUUCACUCUGCAUCCAGCUGCACUUGGCAAAACUUUGACUUUCAUACUUUAAAUGUCAGAGGCAGAAAAAUGGGAAAACCUGUGCUUGUACAGUAAGUGGCAAGUGCUUCUCACCUUCCCAGUUUGAAAGAGCCUUAAUUUACAAUAACUGAAAGAUUGAGUUGGGUUAUUAAAUGUGCAUGCAUGCCCGUGUGUCUGUUUAGGUGCGAGCUCUGGGAAAGGGAGCUGAUAAUUGGGUUUCCUAUUGCAUCCAAGAUCCAUAGUCUUCAGUCACAGUAAGGCUUUAUAUACUCGAGGGGCCUAUUUGACAAAAGGUCUUUAUGUCCUGCGUCACAUGACGUCACAGUUGGCAUUUCAUCAAUCCAUAUCUUUUAUCUUGUGCGGGGACAGAACGUAAUUACACUUUAUUGCAUCAACACUCAAGAACAAAGGAGAACUUUCCCUGUUAUGUCACUGAUUCUAUCUGAUAAGUUACUGGCUGAUAUGGCCUGAUGUGUUGGAACUAUGCCUCCCUGAAUCCUACUGUCAUACCUCUGUGUGUGGUUAGGAUUUGGCCUGACAUUACUGUUGAAUUGAGUUCUUGGUGCUUCAGUGAAUGCUUCAUGACUUGUGUAAGUACAGAUCAAUUAAAAGAAACAUAUAAAAUCUGUCUACACAUUAUAUUUUUGUAGAUAAUAUAUAUUUAUUUUUAUUUAUUGUUGAAUAAAGUUUAAAUUAUUGUAUCACUCUCAAAUUAGUCCCUUCACUGCAUAUGUUUUUUCAAAACCUAGAGGCCUCUGGCUCCGGCCCCUGCUUGAAAAUGAGAUGUCCAAAAUGAAUAGUGUAUCUCUGAAACUGCAAAGUCUAUUUGGUAUCAUCAUAAAGGUAACACUUGUUGGAUUUCUGCAGAGGUGUAAGCAUCAGUAUUUACAGUAUAUGUAACAGAGUCAGCGUAAAUAAAUAUGGAACACAGCAUAAAUGAAAGAUUUCAUUUGCAACUAACAAAACUGUACACUGUACAGACUGAAUACCCCGUUUGGAUGAUGCAGGUGCAGCCCAUAGCAAACCAUAUCACAAUAGCUGAACAGAGGCAGAGCAACGUUGGAGAGGUUUUAGUCGAGGCAUGUAAAGGUGAAAUCUCCAAAUUGGUCAUUUGGGUACAUUUAGUUUCCAUCUGUGCCAUUUGAAAUGUUCUCAGAUAAUUGUAAAACUCAUUUAGUUAUAUUAAUAUAUCACUAUAGGUAUUAUUUUCCUCUUUUUUUAAAACUCAAUCAACCAGACCUCUAUACAUGUUCUCAUUCAAAGAAAACCAUAACCCAUUGGUCUAGAAUGAGUGCAGUACUACAAUUCCUCCACCAGGAGGAGACAUAGACUGUGUUUUCACAUGCAAGGCUGAGGAUAGGCUGCUCCUUGCUGGAGGAAGGUAGAGUGCAAAUUCUCCUUCAUGCAAAUGAAUAGACACGGCUGGAAUUGACUCAAAAAUCAUCCAGAGACAAUGUAGUAGCCAUAAGUAGCGUUGAUAUUCCCUCGAACACAAUUUUUUAUUUUACAAAACAACAAAGUAUAUAUAAAUAUAUAACAGUCUAUUUGUCCUCCUCUAUUCUGCCGCUGGUUCAGGGGGGUUUGGUCGUAGAGUGAUCAAACAUGUACCGUUGGAAUCUGUGGAGUCUCGGCUUUCUUAGUGCCUUAUUGUUUUUGCAAGUAGCAUGAAGUUGGCAAAAUCACUUGCAGCCCUAACGUCCAUGCACCUUUAUCAUGUUUUUUGCUGUGUACUUAUUUAGUUGCUUGGUGUUGGAAUUGUGUUUUGUCUCAGUAAAAAUGGUUAUUGUGAGCUUUUAGCCGAGCUUCUUUCCGUUUGAUGAGUAUGUAGAAUGAGUUGUUAUUGCAUGUUCAUUGUUAACAAAUGCCCCCAGUACCAGGGAUUGAUGGCUUUCAAGACCUCCAACAAACCUCCACAGGUUCUCACUGAAAAUGAUCAUUUCGAUAAGAAUAAAACAGCAAAACACAGAAAACAGGCAGUAACAGUGUGUUUUUAUUACUGAAGGUAUCAAAAUCCUGUGCAAUUCAAAUCUGUUUCAUAUACUUUAUGGGUGUAGGCUAGUGCACAUUUUACAGGUGAUGUUGGUAUAAGUUGCUGGUAAUCUUCAAGUCAAAAAUUUCCUUUUAAAGUUUUGUUGAUCAGUUUGGUCUAAUCCCUCUUGAAAAUCCUCUUUGCGUCCACACCUUCAUAGUUGUAGGUCUGUUGAUAAAAGAUCAUGUCAGAUAUGGUUAUUAUAUAUAACUUGACUUAUAAAUGAAAUUCUGUAUUUGAGCUCCUUAUCCAUAACGUAUUAACAUAUGUAACUUGGUAUAAGUUAUCCGAUUUUGACUGAUGUAUAUGUGUAUUCAAAACAUGUCACAGCAUCUCUUAACAAUAUAAAAUAACCUGUAGCUCAGCACCUUCUUUAACGGCUUCCCAAGUGUGAGGUACAAAAUGUGGAUUUUUCGUGCCCCAAUUUGCAUGGAUAUAAAUUCACCCUACCUGUAUAAAUUCAUCUCCUUGGACAAUUCUGGUUGUUGUCAGUUGCUUCCCGUUGUCCUUCCUAUUGAAGAUCCCCUUCAUCAUGUCUCCAUCCAUGGCCCACGAGCCCUGCAGGGUGAAACAUGAAACUUAUUCAUAACAUGAAUAUUAGGUGGGUAAAGUUUUAAAACUUUGACUGUUUGUGGUAGUGAGUUAAAAUCAACUGGACACAAUGGUUACCACAAUAAAAGUCUUUAGCUAACAGAUUAACUUUUUCCUUGCCACUCAAGGGUCCAAAGUCUAAAGUGGCUGAAAUACCCAGCUCAUCUUAAAGUAUGUAGAACUAAACAAUUGCACAAAAUCACAAAAAUGUAGAUCAUUUGAGUCAAGCGCAAGUAUUUUCUUGUAAAAGUCAGUUUUUGAGUUAUUAGAAAGCGUAAUGAUGAAAAAAAGCACAUCCACUAGAUGGCACUUUUACUUACUGAUAGUUCUGUUCCAUCUGCAAGGCUGUACUCAAAGGUAACCCCCAGGGUGAAGUCUAAUUCCAGGGUGCGGAAAUUGCUGCUCUCCUUGACAUGAAACUUGUCUCCGGUCUGUUCGAUGCUUAUCUUGAGGUUGUCGUGAGCAGCCAGCUUCCUCUUCACCAUGGUAAUUCCUAUCAACAGAUUCAUUGGAAUAUGUUCAGUAUAGGCUUUGAACAAUCAGAGGAAGUUUGCAGGAUGUAAUCACUUUCCAUGCACAUAUAGCUCCUUCGUUUGUGUAUUUGUAGAGGUAAGUAGGUACAAAAGCCAAAUCACAAACAUGUUCAGUCAGUCAUUGUUCCACCAGGUGUUUUCAUGUGAGACUUAAGCAUUUAAAGACCGAAGAUUUUAACUAAUAUCUUGACUGCAUACAUAAAAAUAAAACUGAAUGAAUGAAUUUGAUCGAAUAAUUUUUUUUAUGAUUCUCAGUUUGCUUCCUAACUGACAUUUUGUCUUAUUUUCAUGAAAUUAAAACUUUAUUAAUGCUUCAACAGCUGCUAUCAGAUCUUGGUUAUAUUGUUGUCAUCUUAUUACACAAAGAGUAAACAUGUUAAUGGGACACACUGUGAUUUUUCAACCAUAUUCCAUAUAUGAAACAUGGCAUUCCGUCCUCAGCAUUGUAUCAGCUCAGUUUGAUAUCACUCACCCAUCUUUUCCAUGAAUUUCUCGUAGUUAUCAUUGCGAUCAAUUUUCCAGUUGCCGUUGAAGGUCAUGGUGGCUGUGAGGGUGAGCUGGACAACUCUGCAGUGAGGAGUGUCUCACUCAGAGUCUGCCACUCCUUUUAAACCACACUCCCUCUUAUCUGGCCAUCUAAUCUCAGUGCUGAUGUGGCCGUUUAAAGCUCAUAUUUUCUCAAGGCAAUAUCCACAGCUGCAGUUGAUUGUGCAAUGCCAAUGUCCUUAACAGAGCUGCACCAUAGCCAAUCAAUCUUACCAUAUGGUGUACUUUUUGAAUAUUAGAAUGGUUGACACAUCCUGUUUCACCUCUAUCUCUGUUUGCAAAGGGUGUUGGUCACCAUGAAUUCAGUGAGGAAACGAAGUGACUAAGCAUGCAGCAAAUACAACUAAAAUAUAUGUUUUUAUUUAACUUGCAACUCAAUCACGAUUCGAAUGUCUAGUUUUUGGCCCUUGUACGUACAGCUGACCAAAAAAGAAAAAUAACUAAACAAACCUGUUGAAGCAUAUGUGAAUGCAAUGAUUCCACUACUUUAAAUGUGACUUUCUCUGAUGUCAUUUUGCCAAA
Anarrhichthys ocellatus (wolf-eel) is the source of this 10373-nucleotide messenger RNA. It is a transcript of the gene usp53b, whose product is annotated as ubiquitin specific peptidase 53b. Gene Ontology annotation, biological process: sensory perception of sound; response to auditory stimulus; protein deubiquitination. The coding region runs from base 479 to 3697 and encodes 1072 amino acids. NCBI's taxonomy places the organism in Eukaryota, Metazoa, Chordata, Actinopteri, Perciformes, Anarhichadidae. Gene Ontology annotation, cellular component: cell-cell junction. The record is from RefSeq and is a predicted model, not a curated record. The transcript is spliced from 16 exons. Gene Ontology annotation, molecular function: cysteine-type deubiquitinase activity.